CUAGGCCUUCAUCAGUCACGUGAUGUUCCAGUAGAACGUCAUCAGCCUUUUCCGAUGAGAGGAGGUGAUCUAAGCAAUGUUAAAGGCAUCCGACGCUAUCGUUAUUGACGAGAAUUUUGGUCCCCAGGAAGAAGAAGAAAAAGAAAACAUGCCAGCCUUACGUAAGGAAAACAGUACCAGCUUUAGGAAGUGUACUAUAUCUCUCGGCCCUGGGCCUCUGUGGUGGUCCGAUGUUCCCCACGUCGCUCUAGAAUGCCGGACAGAUUUGGCAGAGGGCAACGACGUGGGGGUUACAAAAGUGCCCCCUGUCAGCAUGAAAAGUCUUUUGAAUGACUCCAACUCAGCACGCAAGAAUAAUUUGCCUGCUACUGCAAAUAUGACCUUCAAAAUUUCACCCGUAGCUGGACUGGUAGUCUGCUGGGAGACAACUCUAGUAAAAGAUGCUCUUUAUGUGGAGUUGCCUGCUGGUAUAUUGCCUGAAGGCUCCAAAGAGAGUUUGGUCACUCUUUUGGAGUACGCUGAAGAAAAACUCAACUGUAAACACGUGGUCUUGUGUUUUAACAAGAAUAGAUCUGACCGUGUGUCCCUCCUGAGAGUUUUUAACUUCUUUGGAUUCCAGAUCCUUCCUCCUUCCCAUCCACUGGUAAUUUGUCCUGCACAGGACCUGCUCUUCAUGGCUUACACCAUAGAGAAAGACUCUGACUCAGAAAGUGAGUCGUCCAGUGAUGAGGAGGAGGCCAGGGGAGAGAGGCGCACCAAACGUCUGUCCUCAAGUGAGGGCAGCGAGGAAGGAAGCUGCAGUGAUGGUUGAAGUCAGACAGAAAACUUUUCAUGUCGCCAGGAAAAAUUUUUUUUUUAAGUAAACUUUGUUGUCCAUUUCUGUGUGUAUUAUAACUUAAGUGUUUUUAUCUUUUUACUUUUCUGAUCUUAAAGUAGGCAAUUUUAUUUUUCUUGGUGCACAAUGGUAAUUAUGUUGUAAAUCAUUGAUAGUCCAAACGUAUCAAUUAAACACAUUUUCAUCUUUCUUUUUUUUUUGUGUUAAGUAGUUUGAAGCUACGCAAGUAUAUUCUUCACUGCCAGUUGGCUUUCUUUCAGAAGUGAAAUGUUUCCUAAAAAAAAUGUUCAAAACAAAGAUUUUAUUAAAAUGGAUUUUGGCCUUGGUUUUGUUUUAUGACUUGCACUUUCAAUGAGCACUAUUUUGUGCUUAGUUUUUUAUAUCUCUAUAAAUAUGUAAAUGUACCAUCAGCUCUUCUAAUAUAUAGAUUUCCCUUUCUAGAGAGUAAUUUUUUUUUUCACUGUUUCUUGUCCAGACAAAUCUUGUUCUUGCUGGUGGGGCUAUUAUUUUAAAAUAAUUUGUUUUAAGGUCUUGAAAACAUAAUUUUUUUCUCACAUAUUUAAAAUCAUUGUCAUUUUGGACUGACAUCUUAGUCAUUAAUUUCUAAUUUCCUUUCACUGGCAAGAAUAAGAUUUGAUAAUGUUUUGUUGUUGUUGUUUUUUUUUAUUUCAAUUUAUCUGGUCAAAAAACCCUCUGCCACAAUCAUGUUGUCCGCAUAUUGAAAUACAUAUAUUAUUACAUAUGACAAAUAUAAAAACUUCUUUCCACUCUAGUAUUUUUUUUGUUUGUAACGUGUUGCUAGGGAAUGUUUCAUUUUAUGAAUGUCAAUCACCCUGUAGUAGUCUUAACGCCCUCAACACAAUGGAGAUGAUCAAACUGACUGCAAAUUAAACAGAAAUAAAAUCUUAUAAAAUCAAAAUGAAGAGCUGGUUUGAGAUUUCAUGUCUUAAAAUGUCCACACAUUAUCAAGGGGAAAGACUUUGUAUAAUAAGAGCUGCAGAAUUGAAAUUGCUUGCAAGUCUUUUAACUUACUUUAAAACAAAAUGUCCAUUCCACUCAUGGCAUGUCCAUACAGUAUUUGUGAAUUUUAUUAAAUUUUAAGUAAUUUCACUCAUUACUUAAAAGAGUUUAAAGAAAGUUACUGGAUGAAGAAUUUUUUUAUUAUAUAUCUGGUGAAUAAAAUUACUGUACAAUACAAAUAUAUAUAUAUUGAAAAUUGUAUACUCUUUGUCUGUGCUGUAGUGCACUAUAAUUGAAAUGCUAUUAUCAAUUAGAAAUGUUAACAAUGUCAUUAAGCUCUGCAAGAACUCUCCUGGGCUAGGAGAUUUUGUUUUGUUAUCUUUUUCAUACCUUCAUUCAGAACUCAAUAAGAGGCACUAUUUUUUUUUUUCCUUUGGUUUCAUUUUUUUCAAUGGAAAGAAUUAAAAAAAUCUAUAAAAUUUUAA
Molecule: messenger RNA, 2280 nt
Organism: Biomphalaria glabrata
Lineage: Eukaryota; Metazoa; Mollusca; Gastropoda; Planorbidae
Product: ornithine decarboxylase antizyme 1-like
Biological process (GO): positive regulation of protein catabolic process
Cellular component (GO): nucleus; cytoplasm
Molecular function (GO): ornithine decarboxylase inhibitor activity
Source: RefSeq, a predicted model, not a curated record